AACGUUUUCUGUGGCGGAGCCACAUGAUAAGGAGCCAUUCAUAAAUUUUCAAAACCUGCGUAGCUAGGUACUAACCAAUCAAAAUGCGCCACAUGACCCGGAAGCCUUUGUUCUUGGUAAUUUACACCAUUUUUAUGCUUUUCAUUUUGGCUAUUGGAGAAGGAAAUGGACAAGGUAAUCAGGGACAUGGACACAACCAAGGCUUGGGCGUCGAAGGACAGAACACACUGAACGGCAAUGGAGCCCCAUCGAUUAACGUGUCUCAGAGCGGAGCACCGAACGAUACACCGCCGGGAAACGGCAACGGAGGCCAAGGAGCAAGCAGUGCGAACGGCAACUCCGGCAGCGCUGGCCCAACUGAAGCGAACAAUAACUCAACGGGUCCUGGCAACGGCCAUGGCAAUGGAAAUGGUAAUAACAACAACGCAAACGGAAACGGCGGUAGUGGUAACCCCAGUGGGAAUGGCCAGUCCUCGGCAGAUCAGAACCCAAGCAACGCAAAUGUGACUGAUGGAUGCGGCAAGGGCGCUAACUGCGAUCCUGCAUCUAACCCGGGCAAAGCUAAUGGCAAUGCCAAUGGCCAUGCCAUGGCAGGUCAACAGCAAGCUUACGCCAACCGCCAAAAGAACUGGGGCGUUCCCAACACCAAGGGUGAGACCGAGUUUGACGACCGGAAAAGCCCGCGCAAGGUUGCCUUCCUAGGCAACUCCCCCAAUUUCCGAAUCUACCCGAACUACUCGGACCCAACCGUCUAUCUGCAACUGCGUUUCGGCAAGGUCCAAGAACUCGAUGGCAACGGUCGGCCCGUACCUGGCCACGUCAUCUCAUCCCUUGCAGCUACAAACACCAUCCUCUUUGCGGCUGGAAACGUCACCAUUAACGGCGUAAACAUGUCGUACGUCAACGUCAGUCUCAAUCCGCUGACCCUCCCCAGCUUCCAGCUUGCAUGCCGGCCAACAUCUCCCGUCAAUGCAAGUACAAACAGCAGCAGCGGUAGUCGGAGGUUUGGACGACGCCUACUAGAUGUGGUCGCUAGUCCUGCGCCGCCGUCCAUCCCCUCUUCAGCUCCGCCGCCUUCUCCGGCACCUUCUUCGGAGCCUCCGUCGCCCUCCCCGGCCCUUCCGCCGUCCCCUUCGCCGUCAGAUGCCCCUCCGUCGCCGCUCUCCCCCCCUUCGUCGCCCUCUCCGCCACCUCCGGCGCCACCCGUGCCGGGCGAUAACAGUAACAGCACCACUCCUCAGCUUACUAUUUCGCUGCUGUUCGGGCUCGAUGAUGUGCUGACGCUGCCGUACGGAGAUGAGAAUGUGACGGUUCCCCGCAACGGUCUCAAGUGGACCGUGUCGUACAAGAACUGGCCCUUCUGCAACGAUUCCAACACGCUUGCGGUAUCGCUCAACCUGAUGCUCGCGCACAACGCCUCGGCCGAGAUCUCCGCGGCCUCGGCGAAUAACAGUACUCAGCAGCUGCGGAUUGCUCUCGGCACGGAUUACAACGCCACCCUCACCUUCCUCGACUACGCCGUUGACUCGCUCCAAUCCAACGCCAAUCGCCUACCCGUCAACGUCUCCCUCACACAAGAAGGCAGCGACGACGGAGAAGGAAGCGUUACAACGGUUCAGAUGCGUCUGCCGAGCCCCCGUGCUGCUGCUAUUGGCUCUUCGUCUUCCUCAUCGAACGCGGUGUGGUACGACCCCACCCAGUCAACCACCUCGGCCUACCUAACGAGCACCGACCCGGGCAAUGUCGACACUACCGCCACCACCACCACGACGACGACGACUACCUCGGUUAUUGAGAGCGGAGCUGGUACGUCUUCUUCUGCGUCGUCUGGGCUGCGUACCACGGUGUGGGCGGCGGUGGCCGCUGUGCUGCUAAGCGCAUUCAUGAACGGCGGGGCCCAGCCGUUGGCUUGGUGAUUGUGCGGGAGGGGGUUUGGUUGUUCCGCUGAGGAGGUGUGAGUGGAUAACGUAAAGAGGGAUAGAUGCCUGGGAGGACUCCCCUGUAAUAAUCGCAUUCUGGGAGAGCAAGGAGGAGCUGCGGAUAAGCUUCCUUUGCGUAGGUCUUCAUUUGAGUUUGCUGUACAUGACGUUCGACGGGCCGCCGGCGGCUUAGGUUAUUCUUUUGGAAGUAGCCAUUGCAGGGCAGACGUACAGUGUAUUGGGGUUUGUGACGCAAAAACAAGAGUGACCGGCUGGGCCGGUGGGAGUGGCCGGUCGGCGUGGAGUGGGCCGGCCUGGUCCCCGGGUGAGAGUGACCGGGGUGGUAGAAGUUAUUGGUGUUCGUACAGACGUGAAGUGGUACAUGCAGCGAUUGUGCUGGCAGAGAUGUAUAUAAGCUAAGGUGUAUGGUUUGCUUGGCCCGAAUAGCAUGCGAGUCUUUUGUUUUUAGCCGUGCAUCCCUCUUUCCUAGUAAGUAAUGUGUCAAGCUUUUGUGAACUUUUUCUAUGCUGUGAUGAUGCUAAUCGUAAACGCGGAUAGACGUGUGCCGCCGCCGGGCGUGCUGAUCGCUAAGUGAACACAUAAUAAGGUAUAAACUAGUAGUGCAGUAUUAUUGUUGCCGUGUUCAUUUUACGGCAAUGGUACGGAUGCUCAUGUUCUGUCAUUAUCCAGACUUCUUGGCAUUCAUAGGUUUCCUUUCUGCCAUGCUUGCCGACGUAUCACAAGCGUGACAGAGGUGUGCCCCCGGAUACUUUUGGCAUGUGUUUUUGUCCCACCCUGCUUUGUACAGCCCCUAGGGAACUCGAUCCUGUAAUGAUGAUGGACGUAGACGUUGUUAUGGAAAUUCCUUUUUGAUGGUCUGAGACGGUGCCUCCAAGUUUGCAAGUGGGGAAUGUAGCUCUGUAUAGG
Astrephomene gubernaculifera is the source of this 2846-nucleotide messenger RNA. The record is from the annotation of a GenBank genome assembly. NCBI's taxonomy places the organism in Eukaryota, Viridiplantae, Chlorophyta, Chlorophyceae, Chlamydomonadales, Astrephomenaceae.